This is a messenger RNA of Hypanus sabinus (Atlantic stingray), 2211 nucleotides long. RefSeq lists its product as uncharacterized. Lineage: Eukaryota; Metazoa; Chordata; Chondrichthyes; Myliobatiformes; Dasyatidae. The record is from RefSeq and is a predicted model, not a curated record. The transcript is spliced from 4 exons. The coding region runs from base 1 to 756 and encodes 251 amino acids.
AUGAAGUCGACAUUCGCAAGACAUGGUAUUCCAGAUAUUGUCGUUGGUGACAAUGGUCCACAAUAUGCCAGUGGCGAACGACCCAAUGGAGCCGCAGUACUGGAGGAGCGCCUGGGUUUGUUCCCGCAGCAGCUCAGUCACAUGAAAGUUGUGCGGAUGGAGCCGAGCGAAUCGCCUGCUUCCCGCGACCGAGACCUCUCGUGGUCCUGGUUGUGGGUCGUCUUGAUUUUAGGAAUCAUUUUUUUGAUCAUACUGUGCCUCUGGUGUUGGUGUAAGAAUCGAGUUCGGUCCAUUCUGUCCGGUAGAUUUAACAGGUCUUAUAGGACGCUCCCUUGCCAAGUGGAGUGUUACGGUCAGGGGCAAAUCCACACCGAUAUUGUGAAAAAACUGAACAUUACUGAAGAACCAGGGGCUCCACUUGUUCUCUUUGUCUACAAAGCGACCCGUGAAACUGAGGAUCUCCGCAACGCUCUGCAGUGGAUUGAAGGCAAUCGAAAGAGGAGCAGAGAUGAGAUCUGUGCUGUGAUCCUCCUGGAGAAGUCUUUGGAUAAACAGAAGAAGCCAGUGGAAGUUGCUCACCAGGGAAUGUUUGACGCUAACACUGUGGUUGUGCGAAUUCUCUGGCAACAACGCAGGAAUUCACCUGAUAAUAUUCUGGAUGGUCCCAGUAACAAGGCAGCGAUGGAGAAAGUCAAACAGAGCAUCAGGUGUAAAAGUGAAGAAAGGUUUCAAAGUAACACUUAUAGCAUUUACUGAUCCCUGAGUGUGAUGUGUAGAUGAUAAUGAUUCCAUUAUCCGUCACUGUCCUUGUCCCUCUGGGUGACAGUGUUGCGGGUUUGGGGGGAGGGUGUGAUGUUGAAGAAUCCUUGGGGAGUUGCUGCAAAUUAGCAUGGGUUGGUCAUUUGACCUGGUACCUCUCUAUCCUAUGGCAUUGUGGAUAGCCCAGCCGUCCUCCAUCUCAUUGGUCUAACAGUGACCAUGGAAGUACUGAUUGGUUCAGUGAUGUCCUUUGGAAAGUUCAAGUGCUGAUCACACCUGUUCUGGUCCAUAGGUUACUCCACGUCCAUGGCGUUAAUCACUUUGUUUCCUGCUCUUUUUGUUGCUACACUCUUUAUUUAUUUUCCCAGUUGCAAAUUGAGAAAUGAAUCACAGAAAUGUUACCUGCCGAACCUCACUGGUUGAAGGUUGAAGUCCCCAGUGUCAGACCAGACAACAUUACUCCCACACUCAGUGUCUAGUUCUACAAACACAUGCUGCAGCCACUGUACAUGGAUGGGGGUAUGGGAGCUGAUGGAGCAAAUCCCCUGGACCCAGAUAUUCUCCAGCUGCUCAUUUACCUGCAUCUUCAGUGGCACAGUCCCACAUCCUGCUUCAGACAGUGUUUCAUGGAGAGUGUUUAUGUAGGGAAUUGUCCACACUGGUCUAUGCUGGUCCACACUGGUCUCAGCCCUCAGUGUAUCCUUCUUAUCCUUUCCCUACUGUCUGAUUAUCAACCUUCUCCCAGUGGGAGGGAAUUCCAGCUUCUCUCCUUUUUCUGGGCAAAGGUUUCCCAUGAGUUCUGUCUAAUUUCUCAGUGUCUGUCCUGUAUGAAUGACCCUGUGUCCAGUUCCAGGCACAAGUGGAAGCAUCUUCUCCAGAUAUAACAAUGAGAACCUCCCCUAGUACAACCUUCAGCCUUGCUGUUCCCAACCUGGUCUGUGUUGACCAAUCCUUGUAAACUUUAAUGCAUUGUCUCCUGCACUGUGUGUGAUCUCCCCAGCAUAACCCCCCCCCCCCCCCACUUCCCACUUUGUUCCACUGGACAGGACCCCAGGGUUCCAUUCACUUCUCUGUGACCUUGUUAAUCUCCAUUGGUACCGGUGUCACUGAGCUCAGGAUCCAGUGGGAGUGGGGAAGUGUGCAUCAUCUCCUUGUUCUCACACCCCAGGACAGUGUUCAUUUCAGAAGGGUGAAGAUAGUAUCUGAGUUCAGCUGAGAUGUUUCUGAUUCUGAUUGCAACUGGAUUUCUAACUUUCUUUCCAGAAGAAUGCAUCCAUUUCUUCAACAAUAUUUUAUGGUAUAUUAUGGUAUCUUAUUGUUGCUAAAUAGGUACGAGUGUUUUGAUUAGAUGAAUUGCUUCACAAUCUAAAUGAAAUAUUUUGUCAGUGAAAGCUUCUGUAUUUAUUUUUAUGAGAAAAUACAACUGUUUGUUUAUCUUUGUCUCUUACACAA